GACCAAUUGGCACCUAUAUAGAGGAAUAUUUAACAUAAUGCUAGAGCCCAAAUCUAAACAACUCGAGCUCGGUUAUUAAAUGAGAUAACCAGAAUUUGCUUUUUAGGUGAGACCAGUCUAAAUCGAUCUCUUUCAGUCUUAGCCGAGCUCGAGCACGAGUUCGAACAUAAGAUACCAGAAUUCGCUUCUCUCAUUUAUCAAGACCCCUUUAAUAGAAAUGGAGAAAGAUGAGAGCAAAAUCCUAGUAUUUGGAGGGACAGGUUACAUUGGAAAUCACAUAGUGAAAGCAAGCAUCAAAUUAGGACAUCCGACUUAUGUCUUCUCAAGGCCUAAUUCUAACAAGACAGAGACCCUCAACGAGCUUCAAUCCAUGGGAGCCAUUAUAGUCAAAGGAGAAAUAGGCGAUCAUGAAAAGCUCGUCUCAGUGCUUAGGGAAGUUGAUGUUGUGAUCUCUGUUUUGCCGUAUCCUCAAGUUUUCGAGCAGCUCAAAAUCUUGGAGGCCAUCAAGAUUGUUGGUAACAUCAAGAGAUUUGUGCCGUCGGAUUUUGGUGUGGAAGAGGACAGGGUGGCUGCAUUGCCGCCCUUCCAAACGGUGCUCGAGAGGAAGAAGAAAAUCCGAAGAGCCAUUGAAGCUGCAAAUAUACCUUACACUUUUGUGGCUGCAAAUUGCUGUGGUGCUUACUUUGUCAACUAUUUACUACACCCUUCUGAGCAAAAGGAAGAUAUCACUGUUUAUGGCAGUGGGGAAGUUCAGGCUGUCUUGAACUAUGAAGAGGAUGUUGGCAUUUUAACGAUAAAAGUGGCAACCGAUCAAAGAACGUGCAAUCGUGUCGUCAUUUACAGGCCUGAAGCCAACAUAAUAUCACAGCUUGAGCUGAUUACUUUGUGGGAGAAGAAAACCGGGCGAAUUUUCAAGCGAGUUCAUGUCUCGGAGGACGAAAUGGUGUCCCUUUCCCAAACUCUACCAGACCCCCAAAACAUACCAAUCUGUGUCUUUCACAGUGUCUUUGUGAAGGGUGCAACCACAAAUUUCGAACUUGGGGAGAACGAAGUUGAGGCUUCGGCUUUGUAUCCGCACUUGAAACUUACUACAAUUGACGAGCUUCUCGACAUUUUCCUAUCCAAUCCACCAAAGCCGGCUUACACGCCAUUCGAAUAAAUUUGUUGGGUGAUUCCAGAAGUAAUGUUUCGGUUUGGCUGGAAUUUAUUUUUUUCUGAAAUUCGGUCGAAAUAAUCUUGAGUGUGUGUUUUGAAAUUUAACCUGUAUUUGGAAAUAUGAUGCUGCCGAUACUUUUAUAAACAGUUUAAUCGGUUGCUUUACGUCGUGUUUUGAAUUGAAUUAUGACAUUCCCACGUGAAAAUAUGCUUUGUUUGUUUGAAAAAAGUAUGUGUGGUUAACGAUUAGAUUAGAU
Messenger RNA from Striga asiatica, 1412 nucleotides. NCBI's taxonomy places the organism in Eukaryota, Viridiplantae, Streptophyta, Magnoliopsida, Lamiales, Orobanchaceae. The record is from the annotation of a GenBank genome assembly.